CAACAACGACGACAACGACAACAACAACGACAAAAACCGGACAUUGUUCACGAACAUCAGCAGCACCGCCAUUGCAACCACAACAAACAACACCACCAUCAUGAGCAGCGGGGUGCGCAGGGUGCUGGUCGGCGGUGGCACGGGCUUGGUAGGGAAACACCUGACCAAGGCGCUUGCUGCUCGCGGGUACGACGUCGUUAUCAUCUCCCGCAAACCACAGCAACAGCAGCCACAGUCAGCAACCUCCGAACAAAUCACCUGGCAAGAGGUGGAACGCGACGGCUUGCCGGAGUGCCAUGCGGUCAUCAAUCUUGCCGGUGCCAGCGUCUUGAACCUGGCCAAGCGGUGGUCAGACGCCGCCGCCACCGAAGUCCUAGACAGCCGCAUCUCCACAACAUCACUGCUGAGCAAGGCCAUCGCUGCUGCUUCCCCAAAGCCAAAGGUGUUUGUGACGGCAAGCGGCGUGGGUGUGUAUCCCGCCUUCCCCACAGCCGAGGCGUCGCCGGAAGUGGAUGAGAGUGCGGCGUGUGGCUCGGACUUCUUUGCCAAGCUUGUUCGGGAGUGGGAGGCGGCGGCACAGCCUGCUGUCGGUGCAGGGGUUCGCCACGUGGCCAUGCGCACGGGCGCUGUCCUUGCCCCCGAUGGUGGCGUCGUUGCCCAAGCCAAGCUCCCUUUCCUCUUGGGAUUGGGUGGACCUUUUGGCUCUGGACAGCAGCUCUUCCCCUGGUGUCAUAUCCAGGACGUGGUCAACAUGUACAUUCACGCCAUGGAGACAGAAUCCCUGCAAGGGCCCGUCAACCUGGUUGCGCCAACCGUGGCGACCAAUGCAGAGUACACGCAAGCCUUUGCAAAGGCCGUGCACCGGUUUGCAAUUGUGCCCAUGCCCGCGUUUGUGAUCAGGGCGCUCUUUGGGCCAGACCUGGCCACCAUGCUGCUGUGCGGCCAACGCGUCGUGCCUCGCAAGGCCCUUGAUUCCGGGUUCACCUUUUCCUUCCCCACCAUCGACAAAGCCAUGCACGACGUCGUCGUCAACGCAUAGAAAGCACCCUGAACACCACCUUGCCUUCCUGUGCUCGCCUGCUUUGCUUGUCUGUUCGGUCAUUUGUGUUUGCUCGUUUGUCUUGUUUGUGACGUUGUGCGUCUCUUUGUCUCUAUCUCUGUCGUCGCUGCGGCCCAGCCUCUUCAGCACACACACACACACACACACACACACACACACACACACACACACACACACACACACACACACAACACACACACACACGCGCGCACACACACACACAUAACUGUCAACCUAUUUCUAGCCCAUCGGUUGUCCUGUUUAUAUGCCGUUGCCGUUGUCGAUUUGUGAUGAAAGAUAUGGCAUGUACACCUGGCGAUGGAUUUUUCACGAGAGAUAUUUUUGGAUUUUCCUUUCACGUGGAUAUUCUUGUGGCAACAGCGAAACAACCCACCAAACAACAACAACUUGGCAAACAACCUACCACACACACCUUGCCACCCACUC
This is a messenger RNA of Salpingoeca rosetta, 1507 nucleotides long. RefSeq lists its product as uncharacterized. The record is from RefSeq and is a predicted model, not a curated record. The transcript has 5 exons. The coding region runs from base 101 to 1039 and encodes 312 amino acids. Lineage: Eukaryota; Choanoflagellata; Craspedida; Salpingoecidae.